This is a messenger RNA of Phodopus roborovskii (desert hamster), 396 nucleotides long. RefSeq names its product histone H2B type 1-C/E/F/G/I. The record is from RefSeq and is a predicted model, not a curated record. Lineage: Eukaryota; Metazoa; Chordata; Mammalia; Rodentia; Cricetidae. The transcript has a single exon. Gene Ontology annotation, molecular function: DNA binding; protein heterodimerization activity; structural constituent of chromatin. Gene Ontology annotation, cellular component: nucleosome. Bases 1 to 381 code for a protein of 126 amino acids.
AUGCCUGAACCCGCGAAGUCUGCUCCUGCCCCAAAGAAGGGCUCCAAGAAAGCCGUGACUAAGGCGCAGAAGAAGGACGGCAAGAAGCGCAAGCGCAGCCGCAAGGAGAGCUACUCGGUGUACGUGUACAAGGUGCUGAAGCAGGUGCACCCCGACACGGGCAUCUCCUCCAAGGCCAUGGGCAUCAUGAACUCGUUCGUCAACGACAUCUUCGAGCGCAUCGCGGGCGAGGCUUCCCGCCUGGCGCAUUACAACAAGCGCUCGACCAUCACGUCCCGGGAGAUCCAGACGGCCGUGCGCCUGCUGCUGCCCGGGGAGCUGGCCAAGCACGCCGUGUCCGAGGGCACCAAGGCCGUCACUAAGUACACCAGCUCCAAGUGAGUGCGAUGGCCUCAC